AAAAACAAAAAACGAUAGUAACACUAGCCAGCCGAGCCAUUCACACACGUUGAUCAAGUUGGGCACGAAAUUGUAGAAAAUAAGACUAGAUACAGAGCAUCUGUUGACUAUUCUUGCCAUUACCCGCAAAGGAGGAAACAGAAGGCUAGAUCGAAGAUUAUGGAGCCGGUAAUGGAAGACGUGGUAGAGUACAGUUACAGGGAAGUGAUACUUCCGUCGCUGAUUCCGAAGGUGUCUCCGACCGAACUUGAGAGGGAAACAGGAGAACGGAGAAGAGGAAGAGACUUACUGGUAGCCAUAGAUCACGGCCCUAACAGCAAGCACGCUUUUGAUUGGGCUCUCAUCCACCUCUGCCGCCUCGCCGAUACAAUCCAUCUCAUUCACGCCGUCUCCGACGUCAGUAGCCAGAUUGUUUACGACACCACCCAGAGCCUCGUGGAGCAAUUAGCGGUUGAGGCCUAUAAAGUCGCAAUGGUGAAGACAGUGGCUCGGAUUGUGGAAGGUGAUCCUGGAAAAGCAAUCUGCAAGGAAGCAGAGAGAAUCAAGCCUGCGGCCGUGGUUCUGGGAACCAGAGGCAGAAGCUUAAUUCAAAGUGUACUGCAAGGAAGUGUUGGCGAAUACUGCUUUCACCAUUGUAAAGUAGCUCCUAUUGUGGUAGUUCCUGGGAAAGAUGCUGGAGACGAGUCAAUCAUCUAAUGGCUGCAUGGGUCCUCACAUAAUGAAGCUUGUGCUUCGUAUCUGUAGUUUGAUUGUAUUUCUAACAUUGUAGACUAGCGACUUAAGAAAUGAAUAUUGUAAUGGUGGUGCGCCAGGCAAUUCAUUGCUUCACAUAAGGGCACACAAUCCUAGUAGAAUGCAUAAUACAGAGACACGUGUAUACAAGAGCAAAGAAUACAAAGAAUAUUCUAGAAAUAGUAACUAUAAUCUGUACACGGACUAUAGAAAGCCCAAUAGACUAUUUGGGCCCAUGGUUAUUGUAGUCCAGUCUUGUUUCAUUAUUGGGCCUUCUUCGUAUUGUCUUAGCGUGACAAACUUGGUUGGGUAGAAGUGUGACGACAUUGUUAAAGGAGCCUCUAAUACAUCAGGUGAAGGUGGAAGUCUGUUUGUA
Messenger RNA from Prosopis cineraria, 1108 nucleotides. RefSeq names its product universal stress protein PHOS32. NCBI's taxonomy places the organism in Eukaryota, Viridiplantae, Streptophyta, Magnoliopsida, Fabales, Fabaceae. The coding region runs from base 160 to 696 and encodes 178 amino acids. The transcript is spliced from 5 exons. The record is from RefSeq and is a predicted model, not a curated record.